CAAAACGUCUCGUUUCUCUAGUUUAGUGUGUCUCAGGUUUAAAAUGUUCACAUGUGUAUUGUGCGACAAAAAAUAUACAAGACAAUGGGUCCUGAAUCGUCACUUACGUGAAGUGCACGAGUAUUCCGCCGAUGAGAGUCAGAGUAAACCGAAAAGUAGACCUAGACGUAGUCCUAUGGUAACCUGCACAGUUUGCAGGAAUGUGUUUAAACGUAAUGAUAUAGAAGGGCACUACUUAGCAGAGCAUAAUAUUACAUUGAAAAACUCUGUUCUUAGUUUUUCUAGUGCGCCAGAUUUCUACACUUGGAAAAAGAAGACAGAAGAAAAGGAAAAUGUAUUUUUUACAAAAACAACUGCUCAAAAGAUUGUAUCUGGUAAGAACAAAAUUUAUUAUCGUUGUCAUAGAUCGGGAUAUUUUGAUCCUAAGCUUAUAUAUGGCAUAAGGAAAAGGAAAACAAAAAUACAGGGUUCCUGUAAAAUAAAUGGUUUCUGUCCUUCCGCAAUGAAAGCAACAUUUUUUGAAAACGGAAAUAUUGAAGUAGAGUACUGCGAGACUCAUGUAGGGCACACUUGUGACCUAGCCCACAAACUAUUGACCUUUAAUGAACGACAAGAUAUCGCCGGAAAAAUAAAUAAUAAAAUUCCUUAUGACACGAUACUUGAAGAAGUUCGUUCAACUUUUAAACCAGACAUGCUUAAAAGAAUACAUUUACUGACAAAAAAUGAUCUGUAUAAUAUUAAAAGAGAAUUUGGUCUUAAUGAGACUAUGCGUCAUGAAGACCGAGAAGAUGAAGUCAGAGAAAACGUGGGAGAAGUCAGAAGUUUGGAGGAAAGACCUUCAAUAUUGGCAGAAGUGUCAACUAAAACUGUUCUGCCCUCAAAGGUGAGACCUACUGACAAACUUCUACUAAGACAACGUGUUGAGUCAAUUUUAAAUAAAAUUGACAACCCGGAGAGUUUAAAAGUAGCUGAUCAAUGCCUGAAAAACCUAGAUGCGAAGUUGACUUCCCUCAAGCAGAGGAAUAUUGCCUUACAAGUAAAAAGCAACACAAAAAAAAAUCAAAAAGAAGAACCCUAAGAACCCGGCCCUUGGUGCAGGGUCAACUAGUCACUAACCAGUUUCCAAGAUGAAGGCGGAUGUAAAUAUUGUAAAUAGAUAAUGUAGCCUAAAUAGUACGGUAAUGUAAAUAAAUGUAAUAUGUAAAUAAAUGAAUGUAUUAAUAGUACCUAUACCUACAUUUUGGAUUUAGAAGAAAUAGAUUUGAAGAACUUCAUUCAUUAACAUAAGCUUUUGUUACAGAAAGUGACCUGGUCAGUGUGUUAAGUAGCAGUCAAUGUUGGAAGCUUUGUGCCUCCCCCCGCCAUUUGAUGCCUCCAUUAAUUUCAGCAACAUUUGAA
Messenger RNA from Macrosteles quadrilineatus (aster leafhopper), 1398 nucleotides. RefSeq lists its product as uncharacterized. The transcript has 3 exons. The record is from RefSeq and is a predicted model, not a curated record. Lineage: Eukaryota; Metazoa; Arthropoda; Insecta; Hemiptera; Cicadellidae. The coding region runs from base 44 to 1078 and encodes 344 amino acids.